GGCCCCGAGGCCGAGCCCUACAUGCAUUUCCUGAGGAAUCACCCCUGCUACGCCGCUGUCCCCACCAGCUCCAAGCUGCUGGUGUUCGACACCACGCUGCAGAUGAAGAAGGCCUUCCUGGCGCUGGUGGGCAAUGGGGUGCGGGCCGCCCCCCUCUGGGACAGCCGGCAGCAGUGCUUUGUGGGGAUGCUGACCAUCACGGACUUCAUCAACAUCCUGCACCGCUACUACCGGUCCCCGCUGGUGCAGAUCUACGAGCUGGAGGAGCAUAAAAUCGAGACCUGGCGAGAGGUUUAUCUGCAAGGCUCCCUGAAGCCGCUGGUCUCCAUCUCCCCCGAUGACAGCCUCUUCGACGCCGUCUACCAGCUGAUCAGGAACCGGAUCCACCGGCUGCCGGUGAUGGAGCCCGUGUCCGGGAACGUCCUGCACAUCCUGACGCACAAGCGCAUCCUCAAGUUCCUGCACCUCUUCGGGGCCAUGCUGCCCAGGCCGCGGUUCCUGCAGAGAACCAUCCAGGAGCUGGGCGUGGGCACCUUCCGGGACGUGGCCAAGGUGCUGGAGACGGCGCCCGUCUACAUGGCCCUGGAGACCUUCGUCGACCGCCGGGUGUCGGCGCUGCCCGUCACAAACGAAGCCGGGGAGGUCGUGGGCCUGUACUCCAGGUUCGACGUGAUCCACCUGGCUGCCCAGAAAACCUACAACAACCUGGACAUCAGCGUGCGGGAGGCGCUGCGGCGGCGAACGCUCUGCCUGGAGGGGGUGCUCACCUGCCACCCCCACGAGACCAUGGGCGACGUCAUCGACCGCAUCGUGCAGGAGCAGGUCCAUCGCCUGGUUCUGGUGGACGAGAAGAACUCCCUGCGGGGGAUCGUCUCCCUCUCCGACAUCCUGCAGGCCCUGGUCCUCUCGCCCGCAGGUAUCGAUGCUCUUAACUCUUAA
Mauremys reevesii (Reeves's turtle) is the source of this 939-nucleotide messenger RNA. RefSeq names its product protein kinase AMP-activated non-catalytic subunit gamma 3 (gene PRKAG3). The coding region runs from base 22 to 939 and encodes 305 amino acids. The transcript has 10 exons. The record is from RefSeq and is a predicted model, not a curated record. Lineage: Eukaryota; Metazoa; Chordata; Testudines; Geoemydidae.